CGUCGCUACCCACGGUCACCUGUCACGUGCACCUAUGUAGGACUUAAACUUGGCGGCAUCCAGAAUUCCAGAUUGCCGUCCUCAUACUUAUCUGCAAGAAGGCCUGGACAGGUGACCCCGAGCUCUAUCCCUUAUCCAUAUGGCGUCUCGACAUUUUCACACCUGGACCUGUGAUCAGCUUGGUUAUCGUUCACCAUGGAUCUUGGAUUGAAAGGAGUGCAUAUCCUCGUCACAGGGGCAAGUGGUGGAAUCGGGCUCGAGACUGUGAAAUUAUUUUGUACACUGGGUGCAAAUGUGACCGCACAUUAUAACUCGCAAUUUGGUCCGAUCCAGGAACUUCUGGCAUCGAACACCAAUCUUCAACACGUCCAGGCAAAUCUGUCUCAAGAGCAGGCCGUGGUGGCCAUGUUCGAGUCUCUGUCUACUAUGCCUCAUGGCCCCGUACAAGUAAUCGUGGUCAAUCACGCUAUAUCGUACAGGGUAGAUGUGCCCAUUGCAAGGAUGUCACUGGACCAAUGGAACACCACAAUAUCUAUGAACUUAACGUCUUCAUUCCUUGUGUGUAGAGAGUAUUUGAAGCAUCUGGAAAAGGCUUCCUCGGGCAUCAAGGACAAGGCAGCAAUCGUUCUCAUCGGAAGUACUGCUGGGAAGUAUGGUGAAGCCAACAAUGGGGACUACGCUGCGACCAAGAGUGCAAUGAUGUAUGGUCUGAACCUUACGCUGAAGAAUGAAAUUGUAAAAAUCGCCCCCAAAGGCAGGGUUAACUGUGUUGCACCUGGGUGGGUCAAGACACGCAUGGUUGAAGAAGUCUUGAAAGAUUCUCAAACGGUGGCUCGCAUAUUGGCUACGAUUCCACUUAAGAAGGUGGCCGUGCCUAUGGACGUCGCGACACAGAUUGUGGUCCUUGCAUCGUCUACCCUUUCUGGUCACGUCACUGGCCAAGUGGUGAUGGUUGAGGGUGGAAUGGAAGGGAGACUGCUAAACAAACCAGAAGAUUUGUAGGGUUCUUGAGUACCUCGGGGGAAAUGCGUUUUCCAAUUGGCAGUAAUAUGUAACAUAACAAAUGCUUCUCCCUCCACAGUAAAGUACUUGCGCGAGAACUAUCCUCAGAGCUGGAUGCUGGUGUGGUUUAAAUUUGC
Suillus clintonianus is the source of this 1139-nucleotide messenger RNA. RefSeq names its product NAD-P-binding protein. The coding region runs from base 196 to 1002 and encodes 268 amino acids. The record is from RefSeq and is a predicted model, not a curated record. The transcript is spliced from 5 exons. Lineage: Eukaryota; Fungi; Basidiomycota; Agaricomycetes; Boletales; Suillaceae.